Messenger RNA from Chlamydomonas reinhardtii, 11895 nucleotides. RefSeq lists its product as uncharacterized. The transcript has 25 exons. Gene Ontology annotation, biological process: cyclic nucleotide biosynthetic process; intracellular signal transduction. The coding region runs from base 396 to 11174 and encodes 3592 amino acids. The record is from RefSeq and is a predicted model, not a curated record. NCBI's taxonomy places the organism in Eukaryota, Viridiplantae, Chlorophyta, Chlorophyceae, Chlamydomonadales, Chlamydomonadaceae.
CGUUUCCUACAAGUGUCUGCGGUAUCGAUUCAGGACUUUGAACACGCUGAAGUUCCUGUGCAGUGUGCGGCUCUGACUGUCGGAUCGGUCAUUCAGACGCAUUCAGUCUGGAUCGACAGUACAGUGGGCGCACGGACGCGGGUGUCUGCCCGGGCACUCUAUAGUGAUAGAAACCUACAGCAACAAGCGUAAAUUUACCCCAUUGUCUGUAAUCGAACUGCCGGACGUGUGCUGGGACGUGUGUCCCCUGACGAGGCCCCGCAGCGCGAGGGUGCUCACAAUAAGUAUUGCUGUUGACAUACCAUUUGAAUAGUAACUCGCUUCUACUAGACGAGCAUGAAAGACACGCGCAACUUGUUCGGGACUUGGCUUUCGGGAAAAGUUCGUGUCACUGUAUGACGAGAUGGCCUGUGGCCACGUUGCUGGCCACAAUAUAUAUAUGGCCAUGGGUUCAGGCGGCGCUACCAGCUGCUGGGAACGCAAGCUGGCUCGGAAGCGACUCUUGUGCGGAGCUUAUCGCAAAGGCAGCAAUAAGCAGUUGUGGUGCGUCGCAGCAAGACUUGCUAGGAACGGUGUCUGGUGGCAUCUAUCAGUGCAGGAGCUUUGCGUCCGACAGCAGCACGGAUGCGGCGCCGGCUGCCCCUGCAGCGGCACUUCGCGUGCUGCUUCCGGACGCCUUUGCAGGUUGGCUCACUCCCACGCUUGAGAGGUUCUCUGCUGCGUAUGGCACUGCUCUGGAGCUGGACGUUCGUCCCGUGUCCCAGCUGCCCGCCAUUGUUGGCGCGGCGGCCCGCCGGCCGGGGCAGGCUCCGACGCACGACGUGUUUCUCCACACAUCGGACCUCACGCUCACGCUGGCGGACGCUGGACUGCUGACGGACCUCAGCGCGCUGCUGGAGGUGCUGGAUGGCGGCGUGGAGUGGCUGGGCGUGUCUCAGACCUUUCGGCUACAGGUGGCGACAUACCACGGCUCAAUCCUGGCGAUGCCGCUGGACGGCACGUCCCUUGUGACCAUGUACCGCCGCAGCGUGCUGGACGGGCUCGGGAUGCAGGCACCUCAAACGUGGAGGGAGAUGCUUGCCUUCAUCAGGACGUACGCUGCGGCGGUGGAGCGCUACAGGCUCAGCGGCCGCGAGGGCCAACUGCCACCCUACGCCUUUUGCUUGCCACGCGGCACAAGCUGCGUGCACCAGAGUUAUUUCCAGGCGGUCUGGAGCAGCAUUGCACAGACUCAUGGGGUGACACAAGGAGUGCAUUUCGACACGGCCACGCUCACGCCGCUCAUCAACUCGGUGGGCGGCUUGGAAGCGUUCCGCAUAUUUGCAGAGAUGAAAAUGUCGGCAGCGCCAGAGGAGCCAGACGAACCGUGUGCGCGUGGCAGCCUAACGUUUGCAAGGGGGCGCUGUGCGCUUACGCUCGGCUCGUACGUGUCACAAGUCAGGAUUGUAUUGGACCUGGCUGCGAACGCCACCGUGGCCCUGAGCGACAUUGGCGUCGCCCGGCUACCCGGCUCUGAUGUCGUGUGGGAUCGGGGCGGCAAGCAAAACGGGGGCACGGGCGGCAGCGUCGGUGGAGCGCUCAUGCCCUGCGAUACCACCUUGUGUCCGUACAGCGCUGUUGCGAAUGUGCUACCCGCGCCUGCUUACGACGGUGGCGAUGGUAGCGGCAGCGGGGAGGGAAACGCUAACAGCAGUAGCAUCGGCGCUUGGUGCGCGCAAGCCUCCCUUGCGGGAGGGCCAACGAAGGAGCCGCGCCGUGUCAACUACUCGCCGCAGUCGCCGGCAAGCCUCCUGAUGGGUUCCGUUAACAAGAGGUCGGACGUGCUUGCCCAGCUGCUGGGUUAUGAGCUGCUGCUCUAUUUGGCUUCGCCCAGCCGCUACCUGGACACAGUGACGGGUGGCGAAGCCGCUUCUGCGGCCGUCCCAGCCGCCGCCUCUGGUGCUGCUGGAGGAAGCACUAGCAGAAGCGGCACUAGUAUCACUGCUGCUGUUUCUCCGCUGCGGGUGGUGGAGCCGGUGCGGCCGGCGUUGCUGUCUGCUGCUUCCAGCAGCGCGGUUUGGCGCGCGGCGGGCCACGAAGACGACCUGCUGGAGCGGGCACUGCCGGUGCUGGAGGACGCGAACCAGCACCCGAACCACGCGUGGGGCCUGCGCAUGGCGAACGGGGCAUACUACCUGCAGCUCCUCGAGGACAUCAUUUUAGGCAUCGAGCAGGGCUUGGUGGUGCGUGAUGGUAUGAGUGUAGCGGCAUUAGACGGGCUUGAGGAGCGCAUGAACUCAAUCGAGGCUUCGCCGGCAGCCGCUGCGCCUGCUGUCGGUACUAAGCAGCGGCGUCGGGGGCGGGCCCUGGCCGGCCUGCUGCCGGACUCCACAUCUGCCGCGAAGCCCAUGGGCCUCCAGGCAGCCCUUACCCGGGCCGCGGCCCUUGCGUCUGCUUACUACCCUCCAGAGGUGUACCGCGGCAAGUACCUGGCCUCGUUGGUCACGCACGGCACAGAUCACCAGCAUGACAUGGACUCAGCUGCCGGCAGCCAGAGCGGCGGCGGCGGCACCAGCACCGGCGUCCUUGUAGGAGCGGUGCUGGGCUCCGUAGGCGGCGUGGCGCUGCUGCUGUUGAUCGUGGUGGCGCUGGUGGUGUUUGGGACUCAUGGCGGCGGCGUGCACGCGGCCAUGCACCGACGGCUGCCGUGGCUAAUGAUGGCGCUGGGGCUGCGGAGGCGCCGCUUCAAGCCGCACAAUUACGAGCUUAGCGCUCAUGCCCAGGUCAAGGCACCCGGCAUCUCGAGUCGCUCGGCGCUGCUGGUGACUGACAUUGAGGACUCAACGCGCCUGUGGGAGGAGCUUGCGGCGGACGUCAUGAGUCGCGCUCUGCAGCUUCACCACGCAUGCAUUCGGCACCUAGUCAUAGAGCACCAUGGCUAUGAGAGCGCGACGGAGGGAGACUCCUUCAUCCUCGCCUUCCAGACAGUCAAGCACGCAGUCGCCUUUGCCAUCGAGCUGCAAAACCAGUUGCUGGUGCUGCCGUGGCCGCAAGAGCUACUGACGGACAAGAUUUGCAUGCCGGUCUACACCGACCUCCCAGAGGGCUUCCCCUUCACGAACCACGAUGAGCCGGAGGACAUGGAGGCAGCGGCCACGCCGCAUGGCCAGUCGGGUGCCAGCUCGCCCUUCGUCUCGGCGCCUGGGCUUGCGCGGUAUGCCCUCGCGGGUGAGGGCCAGCGGCGCCGCCGCAGUGGCGGGGAUGCCGCGGCCGUGGAUGUGAUGGACCUGACUCUCAGCGCGGCGCGCCUGCACGGCUUCACACAGAACGGCUACCACACCAGUGCUCCGCCCACGCCCACGGCCAUGAGCAUGUCGGCUGCGGCGCAGAUGAUGGGGCGGCCGCAGCCCUCGCUGGCAGCUCUGGAGCACAUCUGCAGCAUACGGCGCUCCCAGGCGGGCAGGCGCCGCUCAAGCUGCACGGGCGGCGGGCGGAGCAUGUCGGCGGCGGUGCUGCCGGGGCGGCUGCACGCUCUGCGGUCGUCUGACGCGUCAGCUACAGCGCCUGAGAGCGGCGGGAGCAGCGGUUAUGCUGGUGGCGGUACGCCACGGUCUAAAGCUGCCGCCGUCCUUGCAUCUGCGGCGGCCACCGCGAGGGCAGCCGCAAGCGCAGCAGCAGACCGGAUGGGCUGGCGUGGCAGGACGCGCGGGAGCAGCGCUGGCGACCUGCGCACGCCACUGGGUCGGGGCUCGGUGCCCUCGGGCAUGGAGCGCGAUGCUGCAUCGCGCGCAGCGAUUGCCGUGGCAACCUCGGCUUUGGGAGACCUGUAUGACGGGGAGGAGGCUGCGGAUGUCGAGGAGGCAGGCAGCGCCCUACCCUGGGACACGCACGAGCGCAGCACCACUGCGUGUGUGAUGCAGCGCGAGCGCGAUUCCUGCAUGCAGCUGCAUCGCCCACCACAGCUACUCAUCCCCAUGAGCGUGGGCGGUGAGGAGGAGUUCAGCAGCUGCAGCUGGUUCAGCAGCAGCGGGGGUGGAAGUGGCGGCGAAGAUGGGGAGCGUGACGGCGGUACCGACGGCGGUGAGAGCUGUGACCGCAGCGAUUUGCCAGACGGUGCGACCCUCAGUGCACUAACCAGCGGCAACUACGAAGUUCUGAGCGGUAGCAUGUCGCCGGAGCCCUCCCACGACCCAGGACAGGCCGGUCGCUUGCAUACACACCGGCGAGGCCAUGCAGCAGAGCAACGCGAGGCGGCGGGCCCAGAUGCGCAUGACAACCCACACCAGCAGCAGGAGCUGCACCACCGGCACCACCGGCGCAGCAGCAGUCGACAGAGCAACGCCAAGCAGGCGGACCACCGCGAUGCUGGCGUCAGGGAGCCCAGGGACCGCAACUCGGUGAUGGCGGUGCUGCCGCCCGUGCUGCCGUGGUUCCCUAGCGGCAGUCAGGGAUAUGUCUCCGACACUGCUGCUGCUCUGACAGAGGUCACUGCAGAGGACCUGGUUGGCGCCGGUGUCAACGCCGUGUCGAAGGCGGUGGGUGCAGGGACUGCCAGCUUCUCCCUGAGGGCGGCCGCAGACACGAUGGACGAGGACGAAAUGGCUGGCGCGGCUGCUGACGCCGCGCCCUCAGGGGCGGGCGCUCGGAACCUGCCCAGCGCAGCCCACAGCGGCAACGGGGCAGCCGUUCACCGCCGGCCGCUUACGCUGUUGCUGCCCCAGGCGUCAGGUCUGGAGGACGGCGCCGGCUGCGAUGCGUGUGGCAGCAGGGACAGCCGUCCGGGCAUGUACGCGUCGCCCAGCAUGGGAGCGCUGCUGCGCACGGCAGCCGGGAUAGCCACGCCGCCUUCCAGCGCCAGGGGCAGGUCGCGGCAGCCGACUGCUGGGGGCGGGGGCUGUACCCAGGUAUCCGACUUCGCCACGGCCAGCAGUGCGGCCGGAACCCAGGAGGUGGCGGAGGCUACCGCGGCGAUGGAGGUCCUGGAAGCGGCGAUGCCGCCGCCCCUGUGGACGCUGCCGACUCAGGGCCGCACCCUGGGCCAGCUGCUGUCCGAGCUGCCACCGGCGUCAUGCUUCACGGCGGCGAUGUCUGUGGGCCGGACACGGAGAGUGCUGAUGUUCAGGGGCCUGCGCGUGCGCGUGGGCAUUCACACCGGCGUCAACAGCGCCGCCGAAAUGCAGUACAAUGCCGCAUCUGCUCGCAUCGUGUACGGCGGCCCUUGCGUGGCCAUGUGCAAGGCCAUCGCAGACUACGCCAACGGUGGGCAGAUAUUUCUGUCUGCCGCCGCCAAGGAACAGCUGGAUGAGGCCGUCCACCACCACAACGGCGGCAAGCCGCCUGGCAUCCUGAUGCUCAGGCUUGGCGCGUACGUGAAGGAAGCCGCUGCGGCACCGGCGGUGCCGCCACCUAGCGCCAGUGCUGGGCUGCUGGGGCAGUGCACACCGCGACGCAUGCUGUCACGCCUGCCGCCCUCGAGCAACAACAUCACUGCUCUUGCGGGCGGUGGGUACGCCGUUGGGGGCAUCGGUGGUGGCAGCAUGCUGCUCAACCGCGCACAGACGGUCGGAGCCGGGUCCGCGGCGGCCGCCAUGCUGGCUGCCGCAGAAGACUACAGCGCGUCUGCCAGCGUCUCCCGCCAAACAACGCGCGCAGACGGCGGCGGUGUCAGCGCCUUGGCGGGACCCGCUUCUGCAGUGCGGCAGAGCUCGGGGCGUCCAAGUGCCGCCCCUGGCAGCUUGACGUCGGCACAGCUUGCAGCGGCAGACAGAGGGCCGAUGACGAUCCCAUCCAAUCUCAUGCUGCCUGCUUCCACCUGUGAAAUAGGAGCUCAACCGCAGCAGCAGCAGCAUCCAACACGCGGUAAUGUACCGAAGGCGCGCUCACUGAUGCAGCUGCAGCAGCAGGCAGUGCCUGUGAGCUCUGGCUCGCGGCGGCGCGUGCUCGCUGGGGACUCGGGCGUUGCCGCGGGCCAGAGCAUCUCGCCACCUAAAGAAACGGCGGUCUUCUGGCUCACCAGCAGCUCGCUGUCGCAGCGCCUGGCGCUGGUGUCGCGGCCGCGUGUGCCCAAGGACCACGCGCCGCUGGAGGACGUGUACAACGCGCCGGUGGGCCGGCUCUCGUACGUGGUGCUGCAGGUGCCGGCGGCGACGGCGCUGCUGGCCUGGGACGCCGAGGUGGCGGGCGCCGCGCUGCGGCUGCUGCAGGACACCGCGCGCCGCACCAUGCGCAAGUACACCUGUGGCGCUUACCUGACCUGCUCACAACCAGGAGAGCUGAUUGCUGCCUUCGGCAGCAGUGCAGCGGCAGUGCGCUGGGCGGAGGGGCUGCGGAAGGAGCUGCUGAACGCACCGUGGUCCGAGGCGCUGCUGGCACACGAGCUGUGUGAGGUGGUGGAGGUGCCGGAGUCUGACUCCAGCAUUGCCUGCUCCGACUUCUUUCUUGAGGAGGAGGAGGAGGAGGAGGAGGAGUCAACGAUGGUGGGCGACACAGACCUCGACGCACAGCUCGGCGGCCCGAGCAGCUUCGCUCACGGGCGCCACGGCUCUGCCUCGGACAUGCAGCGCCGCGUCAGCAUCUCCAGCGCCAGUGCCGGCGGGGUCAUGGGCCACCUGAUGGCCGGCAGGCACCAGCAUCGUUCGCGUGAAGCGCCUGACAGGGGUGCCAGCAGCACUCGCGGCCGCGGCGCCACUGUUCAGGGUAUCCGAGGCGAUCCGACUUUGGCCAGCGCCGCGGCUGCGGGCGGCCUGGCCGCAUGGAUCGGCUCGCGCCUGGACAAGGCGGUUGGCGUGGCUGCCGGCGCCUCCACACCAGGUUCACCGCUGCCACUUGGGAUCUCUCCGCUGCGGCGGCACGCCACCUCCGCCGGCACGUUCACCCCCGCCGCGGCAGUUGGCACUACCGCUUCACCGCCCAGCACACCAGCCGCUGCAGCUGAUACGUCGCCCUUCACCGCCGCGGCACUGGUGGCCGCUGCAACGUUUGGCAGCAUCACGACCAGCGGGGCCGCCACCAGCGGAGGUGCUUCAGCGCCAGGCUUGCCUCCCACUGCGCAGGAGCUCAGCGCCAGUGCUACGCUCAUGGGUCCUUUCACGCACGUGCCGUCUCGCCUGGGCCUCAUGCACCGGCCAGGAACGAUACCGCAAGCGCUGUCGCCGCUUCCAAAGCCUCCAGCAGCCGUGGGGUCAGCCGCAACGCCAGCCAUUUCGGUCACCGGCGGUAGCGCAUCCGUGAGCACAACCGGGCUGCUGCUGCCACAAAGCGCCCGUGUGCCCCCAGGCGAGGACACGCCAGCAGCGUCAUCGCGAAUCAGCCACCCGCCAUGCAGCGACCACUCACCCCGAGGAUGCAUAGGCGCGUCGCCGUGCAGUGGCGACGCCUUGCUGCUGCACCCGCCGGGAGCAUCGCCAGCGCCAGACGCAGCAGCAGGGGUCGGCAUUGCUGGGAAAGCUGCUAACGCUGGCGCGCUUAUGCAGCCGAUAGCUGGCUGCAUACCGCCUUCGGUGGGCAUCGGCUUGAGUGCGCCUGGGUGCGUACCGGGAGAGCGCCUGCAUGAGGCGUUUACGCAUGGGCACUCAGCUGCCAGCAUCACAACUACAGCGUUUGAGUCGGCAUCGCCGCGAUGCUCUCCUCAGCUGACCGCGCCGGAUACCACCGCGAUUACGUCCACUGCCACCACCAUGCACCUGCUGCUGAUGUCUGGCUACACCAGCGUCCCGGGCGUUCACACCAACGCAAGCACGUCUCCGGUGAUGAAGCCUGAAGGCCUGGCGGGCGGAGGCAGGAUAGGCCCGACGGCCAUGGUGGCGGCGGUGGCUGAGGAUAUGGAGGCACGGCGGGCACAGGCACACGGCGGCGGCGGUGACGGCAUUGGAGCGGCUGCUGCGGGCCAGGCCGGCAGCACGUGCGGUCGGAACAGCCCCUUCAGCGCCCUGAAUAGCCUGCAGGCCGCCGACCUUCCUGCAUCCCCAUUGGAGCCAACAUCCACGGCCGAGCCCCCAGCCGCGGCCGAAAGCAGUAUCAGUGGAGAAGCAACGGUUCCGCGCGGGUUUUCUGCCAGAUCGGCUCCAGGCGGCAGGGCGCUGGGCUCUGCGCCUGCGGCGCUGCGUCUCGCAUUGGCGCCGCAGCAUUCUCCGGGGCAGCGUGAGCUGCAGCCAACACUGGCCCGGCCGCAGCCAACACUGGCCCGGCCGCAGCCGGCUGCAUUCCAGGCUGCAGCCCCGCAGACGAUGGCCUGCCAAGUCCCGGCCGCGCCUGCCACGGUCCGAACAGAGCCUGGCUUCCAGCUCAGCUCUGCAAGGACGGGCGGCAGCCGCUCGCUGUUCAAAGGGUCACCGUCCCAAUGCGGAGAUCAGCAGCCCCCGUCGCCAUGCUCACCUGCCUCCCCCAUCGCCCCGCAAGGAGGCGCUGCUGUGCAGCCACUGCCCCAGUCCCAGCCCCAUUGCGAGCGCAACGCUCGGCUGCCCGCGCCUCUCUACCAGCACCAGCGGCGACUGGGCCAUUCAUCCAGCUUGGAGGCGGAGCUGCGCAAAGGCGGCGCAGCGGGCAGCUACAGCAUGCCCGGCGUCGCGUGCCUGGGCACAUCUAGCGGCUGCGGCACGAAUGCACAUGGCCGAAAAGGCAAAGACGCGCUCGAGUCCAUCGCAGAGCCUAUGCCCACAUGUGCCCUCGAUGUGGCAGCGGCUAGCGCUGAUGCCAGCACUCCAGACGCGGUGCCGGGGCUGUCGCCAGAGUCGUCAAGACCUGCGCCCGUGCCUGAGGGGCCGCCGGUCUAUUCCCACCAGAUGCUGGAAGAGAUCCUGCCGCAGCGCCCAGAAUUGCGAAGCAUGCCACAAGAGUGGCAGUCCGAGUCGCAGAACGCGGUGGGGGAGUACCCGGCAGGUACCCGCUGCAACGACACGAUAGUGGGCACAGACGGCCGGGUCCAGCACCUUCUGCUUCGAGGGCUGAGGAUCCGCGUUGGCAUCGCCACCGGCCGUCCGACAUGGAGCGCCGCCGACCACACGCACGAGCUGGCGUACAGCGGCAAGCCCGUGAGGCUGGCGCAGCGGCUGGCCGGCGCCGUGGCAGCCUGCGGCCAGGUGGUGUGCUGCGCCGUCACGUGCCAGGAGGCGCUGGCGGCGCAGCAGCACGAGCUGCUGCAGCAGCAACAGAAGCAGCAGCUGGCGGCCGUGGCUGCGCAGCGCGGCAGCAACGGCGCCGGUGCGGGCAACCGGACCACCGCAGGCCCGUCGCUAUCUGCGCAGCCGUCCAGCAUUGCAGAGGAGGUGCCGGAGCGUGAAGCCGCCAGCGGGCAAGCUGGGAUGCACGCAGCAGAUGGAGGGACGGCGCCGGCAGCAGCGGGAGACGGUGCUUCCAUGCUGAUGGCAUUUAUGCCGGUGAUGGAGGGCAACACCCCAGCGUACCUGGGCGGCCGCGUCCGCGACAAGAGGAAGCGCUGGAAGCAGGUCGUGUUUGUGGUCAGCCUCUUCCCGCCGGACGCCCCGCCGCCCUCGCUGGCGGCGGUAGCCGCCAUCAACCGCCCGCGGCUACCGUCUGGCGCGUUGACACCCACGGCAAGGCCGCCCGGGCAGCGGCAUGCAGUGUGGCUAAUGCCCAUGAGCCGCUCCCCGGCCACUGCAACGGCCACGCCGCGCGGCGCGGCUGGCAGCAUCAGCGGCUUCGGGCUCCUAUCCACCAUGCCAGGCGCCGCCACUCGGUCGCAUGCGUCCAUGCCGCUACUGAAGCUGGCCGGCGCCGCGCGCUCCAGCAUUGCCGCGGUCGCGGCAGUGGCAACGGCAGCGGGGCUGAGGCAGCCUAGCUGGGUGACGCCGCCACGCACCCGUCUGACAAGCGCGGGCGGCUCCUUCAUCGGCCGCAUCAACACGGGCAGCAGCCUGCAGGGCGGCGGCGGGUACGGCGGUAGCAUGCCACUUCCACAGCUGCUGCUGCCGCUGGCGAAAGCCAACACGCAGGCGGUAAGGGACAGACCUCUUGAGCAAGGCGCAGCUGCUGCCUAUGUGGAAGGAGAACGGGCGCCUGACAAUGACGGCAUUGUCAUUGGAGGUGCGGGCGGCGAAGGCGACGUUGAAGGCGAUGGCGAUGGGGCUGCAGGGCCGUCGCACAGCGGUCAUAGCGACCAGCAAUCCCGCGCCGCGGCCUGGCGCCACACAUCCUUUCCUGCAGCCGCUUUCGGUGCUUCGAUUGCUGGGGCGUCCAACCUACCAGCGCGUGCGACGUCGUCCAACGUUGGCAGCGGGAGACCUGCAUCGCCAGCGAGCUGGCAGCACCCAGCUCAGGCUGUGGCUGCGGUGCAAGUGAUUCCACCUGCACCUGUCGCGGCCGGGGUGGCGUGUGGAGAGCGCCGGCGGACGUACCCAGCUAUGUCUUUUCGCGGCAGUGACACGGGCAGCUGCGCCGCCGCCUCUCAGGCCGCGGGCGCCGUGUUCGGCGGCUCAGCAAGUGGUACGGUGCAGCCCGACACCGCAGUGGCGGUGGGGCCCCAAGGCCGCCUACCGCCCUGCCUGGCCCUGGGAGUACCGCCGGUACACGGAGCGUCCAAACCCGCGCCGCGGCUGCGGCAGCCCGCAACCUACAGCGGCGAAGGCAGCGGCUGCGAUGGCAGCGGCGGCUCGGCCGCAACAUUGCACUUCAACAACCGAGGCAGCAUCUCUACUGCAGGUGCCAUGGCCGCUGUCACCAGAAAUGUUGAGGCUAUGGGCAGCGGGUACACCAGCACCAGUGCCACAGUGGAGGUCUGGCGCCAUCGAGCUCCCAUUGCUGGUGGAUAUACGGGAUUGCAGCAACCGCAGCAGCAACAGCAGCUUGACCUGCUAGCGGCGGAUGCGCACUGUGCCGAUAUGAGCAGGGGUCCUGCCGCUUCGGCUUCCACUGGCCCUGGGCUAAGAGGCUUUGCAGGUCACAACCUGCGGGCGGCCCCACUGCUCGGACUGCAGGUGGACGCUGUUACAGAGGAACAUACUGCAGACUUGUCGAGCGCGUGUGUAACGACUGGAAGCGGGCCCCUAGGCCGGGGCAGCAGCCCGGGUGCGCUUCUGCCGGCGGUGGGGCCACUGGAGAUGCUGCCUGCAGAGGGCGAACGUGAAGUGGUCAGCAUGCGGAUCACGCGGUCGGCCAGGUCCGUGCGGGAGAGGGCUGCUGCGGCAGCUCCAGGAACUGCUGUCGACAACACCGAGGAUGGUGAUGUUAAGCUAACCUGACGAGUGACGAUCCAUGAGGACAACGUGACACAUUGUAUCUCCUCAACGUGACCUCUUGAACUGCUCGAGGGUAAAGGUAUAUUGUUAUGGCGUGACAGCUAGCCAUGCUGUGCUGCGAUUCCUGUGAAUCUUACGAUGAGGUUCUGUCGUACUUGCGUUCACUUGUGUGAUCCUGACGCAUACAUACAUCGCAUUGUUUCGGCCGUGAUUCUCUCCAUGCCAGCAUGCGCUAUGUCCAGGCGCACAAGGGGAGGCCGCGAAAUGAGUGAACGCCUGCGUUGUCUGAGGCCGUGUUGUGAACGUGUAUGGGGGGGUUGAUUCGAGUUCGGGGGUUUUGAAGUUACUGAGUUUACGGAAGCGGGGUGGGACUGGGCGGGCAUGAGCGCACAGGUGGCGAACGUUGUGCAAGAGUGCCGCAGCUCCGAACGACACGGACUGGGGGUUCGGGAUGCCACGGAUGUGACGAACGUUUACCGAUUUUAACGGCUAUCUGGGGGGCAGUGAAAUUGCCUGGGAAUUUGUGCGACCGCCGCGCAGGCGGACGUAGCGCGAAGGAGCGCACGAGGCUGCUGCGGACCUGGAUGAGGAAAGUCCCAAACAUGUUGUUGUGUUCUUGUAUAUCCUAGGCCUGAGAAGCAACUAAGCAGCGGAAGCUGGCCAGCCGCACAACUGCGCCGUUGCACCCGACCCGACACGGCCCGGCAAACUGCAAGGAGGAGAG